GGGCGCAGGGGCGGGCAGAGUCCGGGCAGACUUAACCCCGGAGCGCUCUGCCCAAGGGAGGCGCGGGCGGACGCCCGAGCGCACAGAGGCCCCCUCUUGUCCAGCAGUUUGCACCUGCCCAGUGACCAUGAUCGGUACGUGGUGCCUGUCAGUGUUCGUGAGGUUCAACUCCAGCCACGGUUUCCCAGUGGAGGUGGAUUCUGCCACCAGCAUCUUCCAGCUCAAGGAGGAGGUUGCUAAGCGACAGGGGGUUCCAGCCGACCAGCUGCGCGUGAUUUUCGCGGGGAAGGAGCUCAGGAAUGACCUGGUGGUGCAGAGCUGCGACCUGGGCCAGCAGAGCAUCGUCCACGUGGUGCUGAGACCCGGGAGAGAAGGCCCCGCGGUGGCCGCUGGCGGGGACCGUCCCCCAGGCACUGCGGGGGCCUUCGCGAGGGAGCCCGAGAGCCUGACCCGCGUGGACUUCAGCAGCUCCGUGCUCCCCACCGACUCCGCGGGCCUGGCCGUCAUUCUGCACGACGACAGAGAGGGCGCUGCGCGGACAGCGGGCAGACCAGCAGGUCGACCGGCCUACAACAGCUUCUACGUCUACUGCAAGGGCCCCUGCCAGCGGGUGCAGCCCGGGAAGCUCCGGGUGCGGUGCGGCACCUGCCAGCAAGCCACGCUCACCUUGGCCCAGGGCCCGUCCUGCUGGGACGACGUCCUGAUCCCGAAGCGGAUGAGGGGUGAGUGCCAGUCGCCAGGCUGCCCCGGGACAAGCGCGGAAUUUUUCUUUAAAUGUUCAGCGCACCCGACCUCUGACAAAGAAACAUCAGUAGCUUUGAACCUGAUCACAACCAACAGCCGGGGCAUCACCUGCAUCACGUGCACCGACAUCAGGAGCCCGGUCCUGGUUUUCCAGUGCAACCACCGCCACGUGAUCUGCUUGGACUGCUUCCACCUGUACUGCGUGACCAGGCUCAACGACCGGCAGUUUGUCCAUGACCCGCAGCUGGGCUACUCGCUGCCGUGUGUGGCCGGCUGCCCCGACUCCUUGAUCAAAGAGCUCCAUCACUUCAGGGUCCUCGGGGAAGAGCAGUAUGGCCGCUACCAGCACUACGGCGCCGAGGAGUGCGUGCUGCGCAUGGGCGGCGUGCUGUGCCCGCGCCCCGGCUGUGGCGCUGGGCUGCUCCCCGAGCCCGGGCAGCGGAGGGUCACCUGCGAGGCCGGCGGCCUUGGCUGCGGGCUCAUCUUCUGCCGCGACUGUAAGGACGCCUACCACGAGGGAGAGUGCAGCGCCCUGGCCGCCGCCUCAGGGACAGCCGCUCAGGCCUACCGGGUGGACGCCCGGGCGGCGGAGCAGGCUCGCUGGGAGGAGUCCUCCCGGGAGACCAUCAAGAAGACCACCAAGCCCUGCCCGCGCUGCCACGUGCCCGUGGAGAAGAACGGCGGAUGCAUGCACAUGAAGUGCCCGCAGCCCCAGUGCCAGCUGGAGUGGUGCUGGAACUGCAGCUGCGAGUGGAGCCGCGCCUGCAUGGGUGCCCACUGGUUCGACGUGUAGCUGCCGCGGGCCCGCCGUCGGCGCCGGAGCUCCGUGUCCAGCGGCGUCUGCCCCUCUCCCUUUCUCCACCCACACACACACGCACGCACACACAUGCACACACGCACAUUCGCACGCACACACAUGUGCGCACACAUAGGCACACACAUGCACACAGUUCUUUCCAAAAUGACAGCAGCAGGUCUGGGCAGCUCCCCGCCUCGCGUUGAUUGUGCCGGGAAAUCCAGCAGCACGAGGUCUCGGUCUGGGCCGCGCACAGCAGCGCGCAGACGGCAUGAGCCGCCUCCCGGAGGCCUGGCAUCUCGGGAGCUCCAGGCCGCUGGGAGGGACGGAGCCGUCUCAGGGUUAACUCCCCGCGCUCCACCCCGGCCGGCGCUGGGAGGAGCGAUGGUGGGAGGUGCCGAGCGUCUGUCUCGGUUCUAGGCCGACGGCCACAGCCCUCAGGCCUGGACUCGCCGCCCACGCGAGGCUCCGUCUUCCCACGGAAGCGCAGCAGCCGCACCCGGUCCCCGGGUUUCCUUUCCGCGGGGAUGAGUCUCCUGCUGCACAAAGCAGGUGCCGCCCACGUGAGGAGCCACGGGGUCGACCCCGCUGAGGAGUGUAGAUCGCAGGCAGAACCCACACGCGCUGUGCAUGCCGCUUCAUUAGGAGCCAUUUCGGAAACUGUUUUUCUGAAAAUGUUAACAAACUUACCAUUUGAUCAUGGACAUUCCUGCUGCAGCGUGGACGACAAGCCAGUCCCGCCGGCUGCGCGUGGACAGAAUGGCUGGGUGCCCUGGAGGGGGCGGUCAGCGUGGUUCCCAGCGACCCAGUGUCAGGGACCAUGGAAACAGCCUCUCUCCCGUCUCCCGGGGCGUGUCCAGGCCCAGCAACGUGAG
Messenger RNA from Myotis daubentonii (Daubenton's bat), 2415 nucleotides. It is a transcript of the gene PRKN, whose product is annotated as parkin RBR E3 ubiquitin protein ligase. Gene Ontology annotation, biological process: ubiquitin-dependent protein catabolic process. Gene Ontology annotation, molecular function: ubiquitin-protein transferase activity; polyubiquitin modification-dependent protein binding; zinc ion binding. Gene Ontology annotation, cellular component: mitochondrion; cytosol. The record is from RefSeq and is a predicted model, not a curated record. NCBI's taxonomy places the organism in Eukaryota, Metazoa, Chordata, Mammalia, Chiroptera, Vespertilionidae.